CGCGCCUCCUCCCAUGGCAGCGGCGCGGACCACAGCUUCUCGCUCUCGAUCGCCUCGACGUGCUCCGAGGGAGCGGGCUGCGGUGGCCGGUGCAGCACUGGCAGCUCAGCUCGUCUCCCUCCGGGAUGGGCGACGUCGACGUGGUCGACGAUGCCGAGCACAGGACGCGGCCGGCGUCGCUGUCGGCGGAGGAUACCGACGAUGAUGUGGCCAGCAAGAAGCCCAUCCUGCGGCAGGCGUCGCCGUCCCUGGCACGCGUCGCGGGCCGCGCGCUGGAGGAACCGCCGAAGCGGCAAAGGCCGGGGCGCCGGUCACGGCCCGUGCGGAUGUUCCAGCGAAUGUGCCGGUCGCUCCCGGUGCUGACGCCGCGUUGCGGGCGACAGCUGCAGCCCGGGGCGUGCCGCAUCGCGGCGCCGCCGCGGCUCACGUCGUCGGACUCCCUCCUGUCACAGCUCAUCGCGUCGUCCGCAAACCCGGGGACGUCCCGCCGCCGCGUGACCGGCACACUGUUCGGGUAUCGUGACGGCCGCGUCGCGCUGUCGUUGCAGGACAACGCGCGGUGCCAGCCGACGCUCGUCGUGGAGCUCGCGCUCCCGACGCACGCGCUGCUCCGCGAGCUCGGUACCACCGCGGGCGCGCGCAUCGUGCUGGAGAGCGAGAAGCGCGCGGACGUCGUCGUUGACGGCGACGGCGUUGUCAGGUGGCGCGACGACGACAACGACGACGGGUGGGUGCUGGAGGAGCCCAUGUGGACCAUGUUCUUCAACGGCAAGAGGGUGGGCUACGCGGUGCGGCGGGAGCCCACCGAAGACGACAUCGCGGUGCUGGAGACGCUGUGGGCGGUGUCGAUGGGUGGCGGCGUCCUCCCCGGCAGAUCGGACGUGGACGGGGCCGACGGUGAGAUGGCGUACAUGCGAGGCAGCUUCGAGCACACCAUCGGCUCUCGGGACUCGGAGUCGCUGUACAUGGUCGGGCCGCCCGGCGGCGACUGCCCGGAGCUCGCCAUCUUCUUCGUUAGGCUGUGAAUGAACAAACAGUGUACACAAACGCACGCAUGGCUAAUAUUUCUCAGUCGUCUUGUCUCCUUAAGCCUGAGCGUCAGAAAUAAUGUUCAUUAUGAUCAUCAACGAUUAGUUAGGCGAAACAAAAUAAAAAUCACG
Molecule: messenger RNA, 1160 nt
Organism: Phragmites australis (common reed)
Lineage: Eukaryota; Viridiplantae; Streptophyta; Magnoliopsida; Poales; Poaceae
Product: protein MIZU-KUSSEI 1-like
Exons: 1
Coding region: 126-1025 (299 amino acids)
Biological process (GO): hydrotropism
Source: RefSeq, a predicted model, not a curated record